AUGUCUGAUAACGAAGAAUACAAGCCUACAGCUUCUGCUGAACACGAAGAUGACGAUGACUUUGUUGAGGAGGAGCCUGCUACAAAGAAACAAAAGAGCAACGCUGGAGAAAAACGUAAGCGUGGAGAAUCUUCAAAGGAUAGUGGAGACGGCGAGCACGUAUUUCAGCUUUCCAACAAGCGACGUAUCGCUGUGAGAGCAUUCUCAAAUGGUCUACCAUCGGUCGACAUCCGUGAAACUUACACAGACAAGAAUACGGGUGAACUUAAAUAUGGCAAAGGCAUUUGCUUGCCCUUGAAUCAGUGGGAAACUCUCAAGGAACUGAUGCCAGAUAUCGAUGAAGCCAUCAAAAAGAUCCAGAAAAAGUAG
Molecule: messenger RNA, 369 nt
Organism: Lichtheimia ornata
Lineage: Eukaryota; Fungi; Mucoromycota; Mucoromycetes; Mucorales; Lichtheimiaceae
Exons: 5
Coding region: 1-369 (122 amino acids)
Biological process (GO): positive regulation of transcription initiation by RNA polymerase II
Molecular function (GO): transcription coactivator activity; DNA binding
Source: RefSeq, a predicted model, not a curated record